Messenger RNA from Penicillium bovifimosum, 888 nucleotides. Its product is annotated as sulfotransferase family protein. The record is from RefSeq and is a predicted model, not a curated record. NCBI's taxonomy places the organism in Eukaryota, Fungi, Ascomycota, Eurotiomycetes, Eurotiales, Aspergillaceae. The coding region runs from base 1 to 888 and encodes 295 amino acids. The transcript has 2 exons.
AUGGAAACCACAAAAUUGCAAAUGGACAUGCACAAGUCCAACUCCUGGCUCUACUAUAAGCUCGGUAUCCACACCCUAGGCCUUGUCCUUCGAUCUGGCGUCACAAUCACCAGCCCCGACCCCAAAGAAGACAUAAAACUCCAAUCCACAUCAGAUGUACACUAUGGAGGGUCCAUAAAAGUCAUCGUGGCCGGACUUCCCCGCACAGGCACAAUGAGCAUGAAGCACGCCCUCGAAGAACUAGGCUACGGCCCAUGCUUCCACCUCGCCGAGCCUCUCUGCCAAUUUGACAAUCUCCGUCAAAGUGCCGCCAUAGUCCACACAAAAGACACGGCCCUCCGACGGCGCAAGCUAGCCAAACUCUUCCAAGACUGCGAGGUCACCCUCGAGGUCCCCGGUAGCGCAUGCCUACCCGAUCUCCUGGAAAUGUACCCCGAAGCAAAAGUCAUCCUGACAGAACGCACCUCUGCAGCCGUCUGGCUACGCUCAUGGCGCGGCUUUGGCAUCGAUCUGAGGUCCGAUUGCUUCCGCUGGCUUGGGUACUGGGUUCCUGGUAUGGUGGCGGCGAACGAUCUCUACCGCGGGUGGAUGCAGCUUUUGGCUGAGCGGCUUGGGGUGGAGGCGGAGCCGUCUGAGGAGUUGUAUCAUAUGUACAAUGCGUGGGUGAAGAGCACUGUGCCGAGGGAGAGGUUGUUGGUCUUUAAGUGUCAGGAUGGGUGGGGCCCGCUUUGUGAGUUUUUGGGGAGACAGAGACCCAAUCUCUUUCCCCAUGGUAAUGAGGCUGGUUAUCUGCGGUAUUAUAAGCGGGUGGCGAUUGUUUUGGGGGUUUUCUUGUGGUUGGUUGUUCUUGCUAUGGCUUUUCUGUCGUUGUUGUUGCUCUCCGCUUGA